Molecule: messenger RNA, 2385 nt
Organism: Trichoderma reesei QM6a
Lineage: Eukaryota; Fungi; Ascomycota; Sordariomycetes; Hypocreales; Hypocreaceae
Exons: 4
Coding region: 1-2385 (794 amino acids)
Biological process (GO): protein K11-linked ubiquitination; positive regulation of mitotic metaphase/anaphase transition; anaphase-promoting complex-dependent catabolic process
Cellular component (GO): anaphase-promoting complex
Molecular function (GO): protein binding
Source: RefSeq, a predicted model, not a curated record
AUGGCGCGAUACCUUACGCCAGCCAAGGUUGGCCUUCUCGUUCUGGUCGAGCUCUAUGUCGAGGAGGCGAUUCCCAGUGAUGCAGUCGUGCCUGUGCUGUCGUUCAUUGCAUCUCAAAUCACGGGCUACGACCCGAACGGGCCUUCUGCAAGCCAGACGACGAGGUGGACAAAGGCUGAGCGUGCCGUCAGCCUGGUCAUCUCGAUCAAGGACUUCGAGAAGCUGCUGAGCAGCUAUCCGUUUCUCAAGGGCCUACCCGGGAAGCGGCUGUGGGACCAGUUCCUCAACAAGCUCUGGGGCAUCGACUCGCUCUAUGCCCUCGAAGGAUUUUUCGACCAACUUUCGUCGGCACUACCCAAAACAAAGGACGACCUCCGGAAAGAAGGUUCGGAUCCCGACCAGCCUGAGUCGGGUGUCAAACUCGCCCCCAACUCCCCUUUGGGUGCUUUCGUCCGCAGGGCCCGCCUUGAAUACCAACGUUUGCACUUUCAUGACUGCACUGAGCUAUGGAAGGACUUUGUCCGCUACCGACAGCCGACAUCUCACUACCAGAAGCGAAAGAAUCCAGAGUUCAGCAGGUACAGCUUCGACAAUGUGCUGUUGCGCGGAGAACUGGAGGACUGGGAUGUCGACAAAGUGGCGAGCCUGGCGUCGGUGGCAUACGGCGACAUGUUGGCCGGGGAUCACACUGGGACUCUUCCCGUCAGCAUAGACGACGUCGAGAACUUGUUAGAUUUUCAGAUCGAGCAGAUGCAGAAAUACGGCAACAGAAUACCCUUGGAAAUCCGGCACCAGUUUCACGACCUCCUCAACGACAGCUUCCUGGUCCCAAGCCUUACGCACUACAUCACCUUCCUUGACGCCUGGAGAGCCGGGGACUACCCAACGGCAUUCGACUUCUUGCACAGGUACUUUGACUACACAAUGCAGCACCGAGAUCGAUCCUUCUACCAGUAUGCCUUGAUGAACUUGGCUGUGUUGCAAGCCGACUUUGGCUGCUAUAAGGAGGCCAUGACGGCGAUGCUGGAGACAGUAGCCACGGCGAGGGAAAACCGAGACAUGACUUGCCUCAACUUCUCUCUCAAUUGGCUGUUUCACUUUGGACAGGCACACCCAGAUCUCAUCCGUGACCUCCGUUCGGACAACUUGCUGGGCACGGGCAAGGAAACCAUGGCAUUCCUCCGAGUCAAGGCACGAGAGGCUGGGAUGUGGACCCUUUGGAGCUCCGUGCUGCUCAGCGAGGCAAAACUCUGCCUGAUUAACGGCGACAGCAUAGCCACCGCUCUCGAGCACAUGGUGCGGAGCUCACAGAUCAUUGUAGAGAAAAAUAUGAAGGGCAUGUUUGGAGCACAGCUGGGGCUCUACUCGUCGCUCUGGGGAAGGCUGGGAUUGGGCUAUCUCUCCGCCGUGUCGUGUGAGAUUUUCCUGCGGUGCCACACGUACCACUCCAUGUUCGAUGAUGAGCUCAAGAUUUUGAGCCGAUUUUCUCUCGCACUCCUUGACCAAGGAAAAUAUCGCGAGGCCAUGGAAAUCCUCGACAAGGCUGACGAGAACUCCUUACGUUCAUGGAAGCCCAACCAGUAUUGGUACAAGUAUAGGGGAUUCGUUCGGCUCAGGAGAGACUUGCAUCACAACAACUUGGACGGCGCAGAGCAGCUCUUGGACCAGUAUCUCCAGUCCAAAGCUGAUGAUUUCGAGCCAGACCUGGCCCUCGUGAUUGAUACUGCUCACAUAGACUACUUGACCCGACGUGGAGACUUGUCGUUGGCUUUCAGCAAGGUAGACAAGAUGAUGUCGGACCUCCAAGAGGAGAACAGGGACAUAUGUCUGCGCGUCAGAGCACUCCUUGUCAAGGUUUCCCUGUUGGAUCGAUGCGGGCGGCCACAGCGUGCGUUUUCCUUGGCCCUACGAGCGGCGAACCUAUCUCUACGUGCGCGUCUGAUAUCCCUGCUCUGGGCCGCAAUCGGCGCAAUAUCCAACAUCUUGGUCUCCAUGGGCGAGUUUAAAGCCGCGGCGCAGCUCCUCACCGCCAUAUUGCCACGGAGUCUCGAGUGUGAAUCUCCAGCUCUCACGGCUAAACUGUAUGCAUACCUUGCUGACGCUAACAUGGGCUUGGCCGGUCAGACCCAGAUGGUCGAGACCGCCAAGGCGGUUAUCAAACGGCGCGAUGAAUAUCUAAAGAGGGCGGCCACGGCGGUCCAGAGAGCGUUUGAUGAGUAUUCCAGUAUUGAGGAUGUCAAGAGCCAGUGUGAGAUGAUGGCGAAGAAGGCCGUCAUCAUGAAGGUAAUGGGGGACAUGGCUCUAGCAGCAGACUACGCCGCAGCAUAUGUUGAGCUUAGAAAGAAGGCCGAGUCUUGGGGGCUUGAUCGAGGAGAAACGAGAUAG